This is a messenger RNA of Lymnaea stagnalis (great pond snail), 2301 nucleotides long. Lineage: Eukaryota; Metazoa; Mollusca; Gastropoda; Lymnaeidae. The record is from the annotation of a GenBank genome assembly.
AUGUCCGAGAGAGAGUUAUUAUAUUCUUUUGGAAGACAUUGUAAGUUUUCAAAUGACGAAAGAAGCGCUUAUAAUAUUAUAUAUAUUUACAAUAUUUAAAAAUAGUGAUUCAUCUUCAGCAUUGAUAGCCUAUUUGCGUUGCAAAAAUAAAUUUGUUUAAAUAAUUAUCUGUAAAAUUAACAAUAAAAAUAUCAUUUUUAGGGGAGGUCUCUGCACACAAUACGAUCUUUGCAUAUGGUAAGGGAGAAAACUCAAGCACUUUCAGUCAUCCGGACUUUGUUCCACUGUUUGGGGACGAAGUUUCUCCCGAGACCGCCAGAGUGGCAGAGCAGACCUGCGGUAAAAACAACACCGAAUGCAUCAUUGAUUAUGUGGUUACAGGCAGUCAGGAGUUUGCCAGCAGCACCAUGCAAUCAUUUCUCAAGCAACAGUCUUUUGUCUCGAAUUUAGGUAGGAUUAUAAAUAACCUUACAAAUAUUAAUACCCAUUAAAUAGCUUUAAUGUGAAAAACAUUAUAGAUAUUAUUAAUUAUUCUUUCAUUGGAUUAGGCUGCUUUUUAAAUUUUUAUUAGCUAUUUAUUAAACAUCCAUCCAUCCAUCCCUGUGGCGCUACAGCCCAUGUAGGGCUUUGGCCUGCCUCACUACUCCCUUCCACUCAGACCUAACUAAUGCCUUUCUUUUCCAUGCUUGGACUUUUAGCUGAUGUAUAUCUUUUUCUCCAUCAUUUAUCCACCUAAGCCUAGGUAAUGCUGCAAUAGAUAUUUUAUAUUUGACGGCUUUCGUAACGUUGUUUUUUUUUACGUGGCCGGGUUGUUAAACCUGCGCACAACCGUCUGGGGGGUUGCCCCUUACAGCUCUCUUGGAUAGCUGCCUUAGUUUUUGGGUAAGGUUCCCUAGCCUUUAUGGAUUCCUCCAUUUCCUACAAGGCAGUCGGUUUUGAUUUGGUCCGCCCCAGGUAUUUUAUUUCCCUGGUACCCUCCAUAUCUGGUGGGCUUUCCCCUAUCCGCCACCUGGGGAGGCGCUCGAUGGAAGAUCAGUAUCUCCGCACGAGAUUUAUUAAACAUAGAUAAACAAUUUUCACAAUGAAAUACCUUUAAAAAAAUAUUUUUAAAAAUAAAAUCAAUUUUAAUAAAUAAAAUUAAGCUCCAUAAAUUAGGUGAAGCUUAUGUAAAAGGCAGCAAUAACAAAUUAGACAUUUAUAUAUCCUAACUUUUAAUAUUCAUUUAAAGAAAUUAAAGAUAUAUUGCAGAAUAAGUUUCUGUUGCUUUUUGCGACUUAAGAAUGACAUAAAGAAGAUUUUCAAUGUAUUUUUCCUCUUCUGUACCAGAUAAAUCGUUACAAGAAUACUAUCUCUAUUAGAACUAUUUAGCCUUCCUUUAAACCUCAACCCACUAGACCAAAUUUCUUACUAACCCUUAUUUUGUUUUCAUCAGUGCUUGGUAUUUCCACUGAAACCUAAAAAACUCCUACCUUGUUCUCCAACCAACCAAUCAAUUCUACUCAUCAAGCUAUUUAUUGAACCUUCCAGACUAUCCGCAAUUAACUGACACACCACUUUUCAACAUCACUACAACUUUACUCCUUCUUCGUCAUCAAUGGCACUGGAGCCCAUGAAGAUCUAUGGCCUUUUUGAACGCAUCCUUUCAAUCACAACAGCCUUUCGUCCCCAUUCUCACUAUUGGUCUACUGAUGAAAGUCUGUUAACCAAUUUUCCUUUAUAAUUCUGUUAUUGUUCUGGCGAAACCUGCAUUUUUAUUGCCACGAUUAUGAUUGGGUCCUUUUGCAGCUGUUAUAUUUAAUAUAGGAUUGUCCUAUACUUCUUAACCCAAUGAUAUAACCGUACUUAAAUAAACCAUUACUCUCCUACCCUUACUGCCACUCACAUAAACCAAUAAACUUUUUAAAUGACAAUGAAUGAGUUCCAUUAGAUGUAUGAAUACAUUUUCAUUAUAACAUAACAAUAAAUGUAUAAUUUGUCUUUUAAAUAUGAGAUAUUUUUAUUUAAUAAUAAUAAUAAAUAAAUAAGUGUGUGCAUAGUUCCAGUAUAAAAAUAAGACUAAACAACCAUUUAUCUGAUUUAGCUAACAACCCACCAGAACUGUCAUUAAAGAAUGAUAGUUUGAAUUCACUUGGUCAGUGGAAUGUAACGGAAUCAAAAGAUUCGACUCUUGAAGUUUUCCCAGAAGAUGCUGAUGGUGACGUAGUAUCCAUUGAGCUUGUUGGAAAUCACACAGGUGCAAUUGUAAGAAAUCGGAGUAUUAUUUAUACACCUGAUGCCAAAAAUCCAAUUAAUCUUGGGUAA